AUGAAAUCCAAUCCUGCCAUCCAAGCCGCCAUCGACCUCACCGCGGGGGCCCUUGGGGGCACAGCAUGCGUCCUGACCGGGCAGCCCUUCGACACAAUGAAAGUGAAGAUGCAGACGUUCCCUGGCCUGUACAAGGGGCUCGCCGACUGUGGCCUGAAGACGUACUCCCAGGUGGGCUUGCGGGGCUUCUACAAAGGGACCGGGCCAGCGCUGAUGGCCUACGUCGCCGAGAACUCAGUCCUCUUCUUGUGCUACGGCUUCUGCCAACAAUUCGUGAGGAAAGUGGUUGGAUUGGACAAGCAGGCGAAGCUGAAUGAUCUGCAGACUGCGGCCGCCGGUUCCGUCGCCUCUGCGUUUGCCGCGCUGGCCCUGUGCCCCACUGAGCUCGUGAAGUGCCGGCUGCAGACCAUGCACGAACUGGAGAUGUCAGGGAGGAUAGCAAAAAGCCAUAAUACAGUUUGGUCCGUCGUGAAGAGUAUCCUUAGAAAGGAUGGCCCCUUGGGCUUCUACCACGGACUCACGAGCACUCUAUUUCAAGUAGUACCAGGCUAUUUCUUCUUCUUCGGUGGCUAUGAACUGAGCCGAUCAUUUUUUGCCUCGGAUGGAUCAAAAGAUGAACUAGGCCCUGUCCCCUUGAUGUUAAGCGGUGGAAUUGCUGGAAUUUGCCUUUGGCUUGUCAUAUACCCAGUGGAUUGUAUCAAAUCCAGAAUUCAGGUUCUUUCCAUGUUUGGAAAACAGGCAGGAUUUAUCAGAACUCUUUUAAGUGUUGUGAAAAACGAAGGAGUAGCAGCUUUAUAUUCUGGUCUGAAAGCUACUUUGAUUCGAGCGUUCCCUGCCAAUGCGGCACUAUUUUUGGCUUAUGAAUACAGCAGGAAGAUGAUGAUGAGCCAGUUUGAAGCACACUGA
Messenger RNA from Balaenoptera ricei (Rice's whale), 906 nucleotides. RefSeq names its product mitochondrial ornithine transporter 2. Gene Ontology annotation, biological process: mitochondrial L-ornithine transmembrane transport. The record is from RefSeq and is a predicted model, not a curated record. Gene Ontology annotation, molecular function: L-ornithine transmembrane transporter activity. The transcript has a single exon. Bases 1 to 906 code for a protein of 301 amino acids. Lineage: Eukaryota; Metazoa; Chordata; Mammalia; Artiodactyla; Balaenopteridae.